This is a messenger RNA of Besnoitia besnoiti, 3462 nucleotides long. RefSeq lists its product as uncharacterized. Gene Ontology annotation, cellular component: plasma membrane. The transcript is spliced from 3 exons. Gene Ontology annotation, molecular function: nucleoside transmembrane transporter activity. Gene Ontology annotation, biological process: nucleoside transmembrane transport. The coding region runs from base 1 to 3462 and encodes 1153 amino acids. Lineage: Eukaryota; Apicomplexa; Conoidasida; Eucoccidiorida; Sarcocystidae. The record is from RefSeq and is a predicted model, not a curated record.
AUGACGACGACUUCGCCCCUCCUAAGCCGGAGGGCGCCUGCGGUGAGCGUCUCUCAAGCAAAAAAUGAGACACACGCGACGCCCCUCUCGCCGUCCGAGCUCCAGCCUCUGUCGUCUUUCACUUCUCAACACUUUCCGUCCUCCUACUCGUCGUUUUCUUCCCAGCCCUGUCCGGCUUCGUAUUCGUCCUUUUCCUCUGCGCCUCGCGUCUCCUUGUCUUCUUCCUUUUCCCCUCGCUUCGCCUCGUGUGCGUCGUCCUCCCUCGCCUUCCCCCCGCCUGCCUCCUCGCCAUCUUCUUCGUCAGCAGCUGCGUCGUCGGCUUGCCCAUCUUCGUCCUUUUCCUUUCCACCCUUCUCUUCGUUUGCUUCCUCUUCGCCGUCGCUCUCUGCUGAAGGGCACUCUGCGUGCCGCCAGCUGACGCCGCUCGCGAGCGGAGAGAGCACGCAGAGCGGCAGCGUCGUGUCUGGGCGCUCUUCGCUCGGCGCAUUGUCUCCGCUGUCUGUCUCAGUCCCCUCCUCCUUGGAGAACCUUUCUUCGCUGACAUCAGAGCUGACGACGCAGCCUGAGGUCGACGGCCGAGACCUCCCUGGGGCGGACUUCCUCGCGGAGAUUGAGCGCUUCGUGGCGACGGAGGAGGAGCGCGACGACGUCGAAUUCGAAGAAGAGGCGGAUGCGACCCGCGCGCAGGCGAACGCCUUCACGUUGCGUGAGAUGCAGACAUUCGCGGAGGCGCCGGCCGAAAGGCCGGCAUUAUUGACAGAGAAAGCGCGCAAACCCCUCAACCGUAGAAGCAUACGGGGGCACAAAAAAGGGGCUGUGCUGCUUCCGCGCUUCUCAUCUCCUCCGCUGUCAUGUGACGCCCUGUCAAGCCUCAAGGCCCCACCCGCGUCUGCCUUCAAAGACCCCCCGUGCCUCGCGGAGGAAGAUGACGAGCGCGCGCAGGACAGCCGCCGCCUCAAAGUCUUCACCGUCUGUUCGUCCUCGUCGCCGCGGUACUCUGUGUCUCCCUACUUGCUUCCUCACGCGCCUGCCUCCUUUCGUGCCGCGGAGUACCCGCUGCAGGACUUUCCGCCGGUCCCCGCAGUCGCCUGCGCUCUCUGCGCGCAUGCUGCCGCCUCUGCGGCGCCCGCGUUCUCUCCUUCGUCUUCCCCCUCGCUCUCGCCUGCGGGCCCCGCCACAGAGCCUCUCCUCGCGCAGCCUGCGCGGCCUGUGGAGCGCAGCGAAGAGACCGAGAGCGACGCGUGCCCGCGCGGCGACGAAGACGGCGAGGGCGCCAAGAAAGACACGUUCAUCACAGCCUCGGUGUUUUUCAGGGAGCAGCGGUUUUCCUCAAGCAUCUCGUGUGCCAUGUUCCUCCUCGGCGUCGGCGUCUUCCUGCCCUGGAACUGCCUUGUCAUGGAAAUGGCCACCUUCGACGUCGCCUACUUCCCCACCUUCCCUUGGACUGAAGCCGCGACUCAGGUUCGCACUGCGUGUUUCUUUCUUGGGCAGCUGCUGCUGCUGUGGCUGGGGCCACGUCUGCAACUGAUUCCGCGGACAGUGAGCACGCUGAUUUUCUCCAUCUUGACGAACGUUGCGCUCGCGCUCGUGGCGGUCUGCGUCCCCGAAAACCCUGCCUUCCACAUCUGCUGCGUGCUAAGCGGUAUCAUCGGACUCCAGGGAUCGCUGCUCCACGCAAGCGUAUACGUGCUCCACGCCGUCAUUCACCACGAGCUCGCCGUAGACUGGUCGAUAGGCGGCGGCCUCGCCGGCCCUCUGACGGCGCUGCUGGCGUUCCCUCUGUAUUUCCUUCUGCCGGCUUCGAAGCAAGGCCAGCGCAUCGGGACGGUGCUGCUCUUUAGUUUCUCUGCGCUGUGGUCGCUGCUGGCGGCUGCAGCCCUCUGUCUGGGCGCGCGGCACCCCCUCGCCUCGCCCGCCCUCCUGAAGCAGGAGGAGGAAGUCCGCCGGAGUCUGUCGGGCCUCGAGUGGACGCGCGCCACGUCAAGCAGACUUUCGCGGUCGCUCUCGUGGUGGGCGAGCGCCGGCGAAGCCGCCAAGGCGGAGGCGGGGAGGGGAAACGAGCCCGAGGCGGGGGGAGGAGAGGUCCGGACGCUCGGAGGAAACAGGAUGCUCACGGCGACUUCGCGGUUUCUGCGGACGCUCUCGAGAGGAGGCGUCAGGCAGAAGGCGAAGCGGCGCGGAAAGAAGGACCUGACGGUCGGCGAGGUGGCUGCGGCCGUCGAGAAGGCCGCGAUCGCCGGCGAAGACACGCCUCACAUUCUGGGUCCGGUGCAUGCCCAUCACGACGCGCGCACCAAGAGAUGGAGGAUGAAGGAAGGGGCGGAAGAGGAGCCUCUGCUGCCUCUCGCCGAGGGGCCUUGCUCGGCGCGUGGCGCGGACGACUCCCCGGCGCUCCAUUCCUGCGAAAAGGCGCUGGCGUCCUCGGCGUGGCAACGCCGCGAUGUCUUUCGGGCGAUUCGCCCGAAUCUUCUCACCUGCUUUCUCCUGUUUCUGUCGACCUACCUGAUCUACCCCGUCAAAACUGAGCGCCUCUGGCCGUCGAGCUCGCUGGACUUUGUGCUUUUUCAAAUGAUCCUCGUCGCGUGCUUCCAAGCCGGCAACGUGCUUGGUCGAUUCUGCGUCUUCUGGGGCUGCCGCGCGCGCUUCUCGUGGCUACUGCCCCUUGUCGUUCUGCGGCUCCUGCUCAUUCCCCUUUUCUUCGUGCUGGACGGCACACUCGUCCUUCCGUCAUCCUGGUUUAGCCUCCAUCUGUCUUCUCCAUCCUCUCAAAGCGCUUCCGCGCCUCUCUCUCCGUCGUCUGCCGCUGCCUCGCUGGCGGCGGCUUCGGACCUGGGGUCGCUGUCAACGCCUGCGUCUCACGCCUUCGUCGUGCCGCCGCCUUCGUCGUCCGCGGCGCCUCUCUCUGGGCCCCCGCCCCUGUCUCUGUCGGCGUCGCUAACUUCCCCCCCGGCGCUGCCCUCCACGGACGCCGAGGCCUCCGCGCGCUCCUUCUCACACUUCCUCUCGGCGAACGAGGCCUGGUUGGCAGACUGUUCGCUCUUUCUGCUGCUGAUGCUCUUCGCCACCAUGCACGGCUGGCUCUCCGUCCUGGGCGCCUUCUACGCUACGCAGGUGCCCUGCUCGACCCCACAGAAGGAGACAGCGGCCUACUUGAUGUGCGUCGCCGAGAGCUGCGGCGUCGCGGUCGGCGUCGCCCUCUCCGUCAUGUGGGCAUCGCUCACUGGGCACCACCCGCUCUCGCCCCACAAGGCCUCCGCGGUCGCGGCUGCGGCCCCGUCGGCGAACCCCCCCGGCGACGAAGCAGACUCCGCGUUUUGGUCAGAUCUGGAUGGAGGCGCGCUGGGCGGCCCUCGCGCCGCGAGUGGCGCCCGCGCCUCGCGGGCGCCACUCGCGGCAGGAAGCGCCGGCGCGGCACGUCUAGACCACAGCAUUGGCCUCCAAACUGUCCCGAAACUCGGGUGA